Onychomys torridus (southern grasshopper mouse) is the source of this 1735-nucleotide messenger RNA. It is a transcript of the gene Psme3ip1, whose product is annotated as proteasome activator subunit 3 interacting protein 1. The transcript is spliced from 8 exons. Gene Ontology annotation, cellular component: nucleus. The record is from RefSeq and is a predicted model, not a curated record. Lineage: Eukaryota; Metazoa; Chordata; Mammalia; Rodentia; Cricetidae. The coding region runs from base 320 to 1084 and encodes 254 amino acids.
UAUGCCGCCGGAAGCGGGGUGGAAAUGUGUUGUGGCGGUGAGGUACAGGAAGCCCCGAAGGGUCAAAAGGAAUACAAAUGCAAAGUCUGCUCGCUUGCGUUAAGCCGUUGCCCUUUCUGUCUGUCUUUGCUAUUUUUUUAAGAGCGAGUGGCCUUGGCGGCGGCGGCGGCGGCAGCGGUUUGGGUUAGGCGCCGGAGCGAGGCGAGCCUCCCGCGCUUUGGUAGGUCUGUCACCUCCCUCCCUGCUGUGCACACUGGACUGGACUCCCUGGGAUUCUCCAUUAGAAUCUGCUUUGGAAGCAAGAACAGACUAGUCCAAUAUGGAUGGAGGGGAUGAUGGUAACCUUGUCAUCAAAAAGAGGUUUGUGUCCGAGGCGGAACUAGAUGAGAGGCGCAAACGGAGGCAAGAAGAGUGGGAGAAAGUUCGAAAACCCGAAGACCCACAAGAAUGUCCAGAGGAGGCUUAUGACCCCCGGUCUCUGUAUGAGCGGCUACAGGAACAGAAAGACAGGAAGCAGCAGGAGUAUGAGGAGCAGUUCAAAUUCAAAAACAUGGUAAGAGGUUUGGAUGAAGAUGAGACCAACUUUCUUGAUGAGGUUUCUCGGCAGCAGGAACUGAUAGAGAAGCAGCGGCGAGAAGAAGAACUGGAGGAGCUGAAGGAAUACAGAAGUAAUCUCAACAAGGUUGGAAUUUCUGCAGAAAAUAAGGAAGUAGAGAAGAAGCUGGUUGUGAAACCCGUGGAAACCAAGAACAAGUUCUCUCAGGCAAAGCUGUUGGCAGGAGCUGUGAAGCAUAAGAGCUCAGAGAGUGGCAGUAGUGUGAAAAGACUGAAACCAGACCCCGACCCAGAUGACAAGGCUCCUCCAGAGGCUCCAUCCUGCGUGUCUCUUGGAAGCUCUUCUCUAAGUGGACCCUCCAUCCACUGCCCAUCUGCUGCUGUCUGCAUCGGCAUCCUCCCUGGCUUGGGUGUCUACUCUGGGAGCAGUGACUCCGAGUCCAGUUCAGACAGCGAAGGCACCAUCAACGCUACAGGGAAGAUCGUCUCCUCCAUCUUCCGAACCAACACCUUCCUCGAAGCACCCUAGCUCCUGACAUGACCAUGGGGAGCAUCUCCCCAGAGAGUUAGAUACCUGUUCUGCCUCGACAUCACCUCCCUCAUAAAAACGUCUUCGCCUGCUUCCUGUGCACACGGGUCAUUUUAACCUGACCCAGAAGUGUGCCGCAGUCCACUUGUGGCUCAAACUCUGCUCGAUUUCUCUUGAUACUCCAGUGCAGAUGACCAAACCUGUCCCCCGAUAGGAGGGCUGGGGUUCAGGCAAGUCUCAGAAAGCCACUGACGGAGCAAGGACAGGCACCAGCUGGCUGCCAGGGCUUCACUGUACCUUGUUGCUUUCUCGUUUCUCUCCUCUCCUCGUGGCACAGGAAGCAAAGGCAGAUGUCAUCUCGAUACUCUGUUGUAGGUGAGGGGGCCGCUUGGUUCUCCCGUGUUGUGUGUGGGCACAGAGGAGGGCUGACUAGCGGAUGACAAAGCUCUGCCCUAGAACUAACCCUUCCUGGAUGCCCCGUAUGACUAAAGAUUGCCAGCCACAGCCCUUGAGGUGAUGUUCUUCCAUGUUCUCCCCUCUCCAUCCCACCUGAGGAGGUAGGAAGGAGCUGGUAAUGAUGACAUGCCCAUCUCCCCACCUUCUCUUCCUGGAAAAUUGUUUUGAUUUUGUUUUUGAAAUAAAAAUUUAGUU